CCUCUACCUCUUUUUUUAUUUUUUUUUUGUUACUUUUUUUAUAGUUUGGACCACCCUUAAAUAAGGAAUAGCUCCUUAAUAUUAUAUCUCCUUAAAUGAUGUCUAUUCUCAAGUCAUGUUUCAAAUCAGUAAAUAAAACCAAGUUGGAAUCAUUAGCUCAAGAUAUUAGUUAUGUUGCGAUUGGUUCAAGAAUAAGCCAUUUGAUCGAUGUAUGUUCAGUGAAUAUGGAUCAAGCAAAAAUUUUAUUAGAUAUAAGAAAAGACCACCCUUCACUCGUUCUACUCCAAUUCAAGGAUCGGUUUACAUUUGUUUGUCACAAAAAAAGAUUAAGAGAAUACAUUGAAUCGACAUUAAAUAACAAUGUUCAAUUGACCUUUGUUGAUGUUCAAGACAAAGAGCCAAUCAAGACAAACUCAGUACCCAGUCAGUUAGUUUAUUGGUUACAGAAUCAGUUAUUACCUUUUUUGUCAAAUCAAGAUACACUUUACUACUCUCCCAUCAUUCCAACUUGCAUGGUAGCAGUGACUGGUUAUAUAUUAGAAUAUCCCGUUGUCUACACAACCCACCUUGUCACCGAUGAUCCUCGGGCUGAGUUGGAUGAGUGGGAAGUAAGAACUAACUGCUUGGGAAAUCGAACAUUAAAGGUGUUUCAAGUUUGGGUGUCAAAUCAUUUAUUGAUGAGCUUUAGCAUUCCUCAAGGUUUAGAUAUUGAUAACAAAGAAAUAGAACAGGGCCUUCAAACCAGAUAUCCAACAUGCCAAAUAAGAUCACAUACAGUCAAGAUGGAUAGGUUCGCACUUUAAUAUUUAUUACUAUUGUUAUCAUUAGUAUUAGUAUU
Molecule: messenger RNA, 838 nt
Organism: Rhizopus microsporus ATCC 52813
Lineage: Eukaryota; Fungi; Mucoromycota; Mucoromycetes; Mucorales; Rhizopodaceae
Exons: 5
Coding region: 96-803 (235 amino acids)
Source: RefSeq, a predicted model, not a curated record